AAUCAACAUAUAUUUUUGAUUUGAGUUUCUUUAAAGUAGCCACCCUUUGCCUUGAUGACAGCAUUGCACACGCUUGGGAUUCUCUCAAAUAGCUUCACCUGGAAAGUUUCCACAUAUGCUGAGCACUUGUUGGCUGUUUUUCUUCACUCUGCAGUCCAACUCAUCCCAAACCAUCUCAAUUGGGUUGAGGUCGGGUGAUUGUGGAGGCUAGGUCAUCUGAUGCAGUACUUCAUCAAAUCAAAUUUUAUUAGUCACAUGCGUCGAAUACAACCGAUGUAGACCUUAGAGUGAAAUGCUUACUUACGAGCCCCUAACCAACAAUGCAGUUUAAAAAAAAUAAGAAUAAAAAAUGAAAGCAACAAGUAAUUAAAGAGCAGCAGUAAAAGAACAAUAGCGAGACCAUAUACAGGGGGGUACCGGUACAGAGUCAAUGUGCGGGGGCACCGGUUAGUUGAGGUAAUACAGUUUAAGUCGGAAGUUUACAUACUUAGGCUGUAGUCAUUAAAACUAGUUUUUCAACCACUCCACAAAUUUCUUCUUUACAAACUAUAGUUUUGGCAAGUCGGUUAGGACAUCUACUUUGUGCAUGACACAAGUAAUUUUUCCAACAAUUGUUGACAGACAGAUUAUUUCACUUAUAAUUCACUCUAUCACAAUUCCAGUGGGUCAGAAGUUUACAUACACUAAGUUGACUGUGCCUUUAAACAGCUUGAAAAAUUGGCUUUAGAAGCUUCUGAUAGGCUAAUUGACAUCAUUUGAGUCAAUUGGAGGUGUACCUGUGGAUGUAUUAAGGCCUACCUUCAAACUUGACAUCAUGGGAAAAUCAAAAGAAAUCAGCCGAGAACUCAAAAAUAAAAUUGUAGACCUCCACAAGUCUGGUUCACCCUUGGGAGCAAUUUCCAAAUGCCUGAAGGUACCACGUUCAUCUGUACAAACAAUAGUACGCAGGUAUAAACACCAUGGGACCACGCAGCCGUCAUACCACUCAGGAAGGAAACGCGUUCUGUCUCCUAGAGAUGAACGUAUUUUGGUGCGAAAAGUGCAAAUCAAUCCCAGAACAACAGCAAAGGACCUUGUGAAGAUGCUGGAGGAUACGGGUACAACAGUAUCUAUAUCCACAGUAAAACAAGCCCUAUAUCGACAUAACCUGAAAGGCCGCUCAGCAAGGAAGAAGCCACUGCUCCAAAACCGCCAUAAAAAAGCCAGACUAUGGUUUGCAACUGCACAUGGAGACAAAGAUCGUACUUUUUGGAGAAAUGUCGUCUGGUCUGAUGAAAUAAAAAUAUAACUGUUUGGCCAUAAUGACCAUCGUUAUGUUUGGAGGAGAAAUGGGGAGGCUUGCAAGCCGACAAACACCAUCCCAACUGUGAAGCACGGGGGUGGCAGCAUCAUGUUGUGGGGGUGCUUUGCUGCAGGAGGGACUGGUGCACUUCACAAAAUAGAUGACAUCAUGAGGGAAGAAAAUGAUGUGGAUAUAUUGAAGCAACAUCUCAAGACAUCAGUCAUGAAGUUGUAGCUUGGUCGCAAAUGGGUCUUCCAAAUGGACAAUGACCCCAAGCAUACGUCCAAAAGGGCUUAAGAACAACAAAGUCAGGGUAUUGGAGUGGCCAUCACAAAGCCCUGACCUCAAUCCUAUGGAAAAUUUAUGGGCAGAACUGAAAAAGCUUGUGCGAUCAAGGAGGCCUACAAAUCUGACUCAGUUGCACCAGCUCUGUCAGGAGGAAUGGGCCAAAAUUCACCCAACUUAUUGUGGGAAGCUUGUGGAAGGCUACCCGAAACGUUUGACACAAUUUUAAACAAUUUAAAGGCAAUGCUAUCAAAUACUAAUUGAGUGUAUGUAAUUUUCUGACCCACUGGGAUUGUGAUGAAAGAAAUAAAAGCUGAAAUAAAUCAUUCUCUCUACAAUUAUUCUGACUUUUCACAUUCUUAAAAUAAAGUGGUGAUCCUAACUGCCAGGGAAUUUUUACUACGAUUAAAUGUCAGGAAUUGUGAAACUGAGUUUAAAUGUAUUUGGCUAAGGUGUAUGUAAACUUCCGACUUCAACUGUAUAUACAUGUAGGUAGAGGUAUUAAAGUGACUUCGCAUAGAUGAUAACAACAGAGAGUAGCAGCGGCGUAAAAGGGCGAAGGGGGGGCAAUGCAAAUAGUCUGGGUAGCCAUUUCAUUAGAUUUUCAGGAGUCUUAUGGCUUGGAAGUUAAAAAAACUGUUUAGAAGCCUCUUGGACCUAGACUUGGCGCUCCGGUACCGCUUGCCAUGCGGUAGCAGAGAGAACAGUCUAUGACUAGGGUGGCUGGAGUCUGACAAUUUUUAGGGCCUUCCUACAAUUUUUUAGGGCCUUCCUCUAUACCUCCUGGUAUAGAGGUCGUGGAUGGCAGGAAGCUUUGUGCCAGUGAUGUACUGGGCUGUACGCACUACCCUCUGUAGUGCCUUGCGGUUGGAGGCCAAGUGGUUGCCAUACCAGACAGUGAUGCAACAAGUCAGGAUGCUCUCGAUGGUGCAGCUGUAGAACCUUUUGAGGAUCUGAGGACCCAUGCGAAAACUUUUCAGUCUCCUGAGGGGGAAUAGGUUUUGUCGUGCCCUAUUCAUCACUCUCCUUCUUGGUCAAAUAGCCCAUACACAGCCUGGAGGUGUGUUGUAGAGGUCGACCGAUUAUGAUUUUUCAACGCCGAUACCGAUACCAAUUAUUGGAGGACCAAAAAAAGCCGAUACCGAUUAAAUCGGCCUAUUUUUGAAAAUGUAUUUGUAAUAAUGACAAUUACAACAAUACUGAAUGAACAAUUAUUUUAACUUAAUAUAAUACAUCAAUAAAAUCAAUUUAGCCUCAAAUAAAUAAUGAAACAUGUUCAAUUUGGUUGAAAUAAUGCAAAAACAAAGUGUUGGAGAAGAAAGUAAAAGAGCAAUAUGUGCCAUGUAAGAAAGCUAACGUUUAAGUUCCUUGCUCAGAACAUGAGAACAUAUGAAAGCUGGUGGUUCCUUUUAACAUGAGUCUUCAAUAUUCCUAGGUAAGAAGUGUUAGGUUGUAGUUAUUAUAGAAAUUAUAGGACUAUUUCUCUCUAUACCAUUUGGAAUUCAUAUACCUUUGACUAUUGGAUGUUCUUUUCGGCACUUUAGUAUUGCCAGUGUAACAGUAUAGCUUCCAUCCCUUUCCUCGCUGCUACCUGGGCUCGAACCAGAAACACAUCGACAACAGCCACCCUCGAAGCAGCGUUACCCAUGCAGAGCAAGGGGAACAACAACUCCAAGUCUCAGAGCGAGUGAUUAUUAGCGCGCACCCCGCUAACUAGCUAGCCAUUUCACAUUGGUUACACCAGCCUAAUCUCGGGAGUUGAUAGGCUUGAAGUCAUAAACAGCGCAAUGCUUGAAGCAUUGUGAAGAGCUGCUGGCAAAACGCACGAAAGUGCUGUUUGAAUGAAAGCUUACGAGCCUGCUGGUGCCUACCACUGCUCAGUCAGACUGCUCUAUCAAAUCAUAGACUUAAUUAUAACAUAAUAACACAGAAAUACGAGCCGUAGAUCAUUAAUAUGGUUGAUUCCGGAAACUAUCAUCUCGAAAACAAAAUGUUUAUUCUUUCAGUGAAAUACGGAACCGUUCUGUAUUUUAUCUAACGGGUGGCAUCCAUAAGUCUAAAUAUUCCUGUUACAUUGCACAACCUUCAAUGUUAUGUCAUAAUCACGUAAAAUUCAGGCAAAUUAGUUCGUAAUGAGCCAGGCGGCCCAAACUGUUGCAUAUACCCUGACUCUGCGUGCAAUGAACGCAGGAGAAGUGUUAAUAUUGCCUACUAACCUGGAUUUCUUUUAGCUAAAUAUGCAGGUUUAAAAAAUAUAUACUUCUGUGUAUUGAUAUUAAGAAAGGCAUUGAUGUUUAUGGUUAGGUACACGUUGGAGCAACGACAGUCCUUUUUCGCGAAUGCGCACUGCAUCGAUUAUAUGGAACGCAGGACACGCUAGAUAAACUAGUAAUAUCAUCAACCAUGUGUAGUUAUAACUAGUGAUUAUGAUUGAUUGAUUGUUUUUUAUAAGAAAAGUUUAAUGCUAGCGAGCAACUUACCUUGGCUUCUUACUGCAUUUGUGUAACAGGCGGGCUCCUCGUGAGGCAGGUGGUUAGAGCGUUGGACUAGGUAACCGUAAGGUUGCAAGAUUGAAUACCGGAGCUGACAAGACGCGCUCCCUGCUCGGUGUGUUUGAGGAGGAUGCAGCUGCUAUAUCUAAAUACUCCCAGCAGCUCUUCCAGGCCAUGCACAGAAUCUACGAUGCACAGAAUGAGUUGAGCGCUGCCACCCAUCUCACCUCCAAGCUUCUGAAGGAGUAUGAGAAACAGCGUUUCCCUCUUUGCUGCGACGAUGAGGUCAUGAGCUCCACUCUGCAGCAGUUUGCCAAAGUCAUAGACGAGCUGAGUUCCUGUCAUGCAGUGCUGUCCACUCAGCUGGCUGACGCCAUGAUGUUUCCCAUCACUCAGUUUAAGGAGAGGGACUUAAAAGAGAUCCUGACCCUGAAGGAAGUGUUCCAGAUAGCCAGCGAUGAUCACGACAUGGCCAUCAACAGAUACAGCCGUCUCUCUAAACGGAGGGACAAUGAGAAGGUGAAGGGUGAGGUGAUGGAGGAUGUGUACACCUCCAGGAAGAAGCAGCACCAGACCAUGAUGCACUACUUCACAGCCCUCAACACGCUACAGUACAAGAAGAAGAUGUCCCUGCUGGAGCCACUGCUGGGAUACAUGCAAGCACAGAUCAGCUUCUUCAAGCUGGGAUCAGAGAACCUCACCCAGCAGUGGGAGGACUUCCUCACCGACAUAGGAACCAGUGUUCAGAAUGUCCGCAGGGAGAUGGCCGGGGAGGUAGAUGUGAUGCAACAGACCAUCCAGGAUAUGGAGCAGGCCAAUGACCUCCUCUACAUGCCCGACCCAGACCCCAGCCUGGUUCCUGUCAACCGCAACCUCACACGCAAGGCCGGCUACCUCAACACUCGCAAUAAAACGGGCUUAGUGUCUUCAUCCUGGGAGCGGCAGUACUUCUUCACCCAGGGAGGGAACCUGAUGAGCCAGGCGCGGGGGGACGUGGCGGGGGGUCUUGUCAUGGAUAUAGACAACUGCUCCGUCAUGGCCGUGGACUGUGAGGACCGACGCUUCUGCUUCCAGAUCACAUCCUUCGACGGCAAGAAAGUGGCCAUCUUGCAGGCAGAGAGCAGGAAGGAUUGUGAAGAGUGGAUUGCAACGAUUAACAACAUCUCAAAGAGGAUAUAUCUCAGUGAGAACCCAGAGGAAAUCGCAGCCAGAGUGAACCAAUCAGCUCUUGAGGCUGUGACACCGUCUCCCUCAUUCCAGCAGAGGCAUGAGAGUAUGCGGCCGAGCACACAAGGGCGGCCACCGGCAGCGCGGGCCAGCAGUGUGAGCUCGGCAGGCUCUGAGACGGCCUCCCCGGCCCUCUCCGUCCUCUCCUUGGACGCCCUGGUGGCUCCAAACACGCCGAUCCAGUUUGACAUCAUCUCUCCAGUCAGCGAGGAGGACGCAGGACAGGCGAAGGCUGUCGGACUGGGAAGAAGGACCAAUCCUUUUGGUGAAUCAGGAGGCACACCAGCUGAGGAGAGUGAAGGCUCUAUCCUGCACCAGCUGUUCAUUGCGCAUUUCCUGGGCUGUAUGGAGGUGAAAAAUGCGGACAGCUCUGACGUCAUCUAUGAGACCAUGAGACAGAUCCUAGCAGCCAGAGCCAUACACAACAUCUUCAGGAUGACGGAGUCUCACCUGCUGGUCACCUGCGAAUGCCUCAAGCUAAUCGAUCCUCAGACACAAAUCACACGGCUGAGGUUCCCUAUCUCCAGCGUGGUGUUGUGUGCUGCCCACCAGGAAAACAAGCGUCUGUUUGGAUUUGUUCUGCAGACAGCAGAAGGCAGGGUGGACGGACGACCAAUCAUUGUCUGCUACAUCUUUGAGUCCAACAAUGAUGGGGAAAAGAUCUGUGACAGUGUGGGGCUGGCCAAACAGAUAGCUUUCCACUCGGAGAUGGAUCGCAAAGCCACGGAGAAGAAGAAGGAGCAGGACAAGGCCAAGGAGAAACAGCAGGAGGAGCUGAGUAAACAGAAACAGAUAGAAAAGGACCUAGAGGAACAGAGCCGUUUGAUUGCCGCCUUCAGUCGCCCCACCCCCCUUGCCGCUGGCACUGACGGACAGUUCCUGGUGCUGAGCAACAGCCAGUCAGAGGACAGCGAUGCAGGAGUGGAGGGGCGGGAGAAGGGUGAGUCAGAGGCCUAACAGAAUGGAACCGAGAGAUGUUACUGUUGCCUUUCACUGAAUACUACUUUGGAUGACCAAACCACUGGAAGUCAGUCAUUUCCAAUGGAGGGAGGCAGCUUGAAGAGGUGACUUGAGGAGACCUUGAGAAAUGCAACUGUUGGGGACGAUUUCACCAAGUUGAGCCAAAGUUAAACUUUUACACAAAUCAACGAUGCAACUGCUGGCUUUGAUCCUCUGCUGGAUAGGCUAACCCCCCCACCAAUGUGCUUUUCAGAAGAAACGCCCACGAGAGACAUAGCCUUGUCCCAGAUCUGUUUGUGCUUUCGCCUACUCCAUUGUCAUUGUCGAACCAAACAAUGGCAUGACAAUUCCAUAAGGAGUUGGCAAGAGAGCAGAAACAGACUGGCACCCAGGCUACAAGGGACAGGCUUGACUAUGUGUUACCACAAAGUAGUAUCCCAUGAAAACAGACAGUUAGAGGUGGACUCGGUUCCUCUCCAGAGCCCCACCUUGGCUCCUCAACCCUGGGCCUGCACAGAUACAGCCUCUCUCUGGGUUCACCUCUGGCUCCUACUGUUGGUCAAUGAAGGAACAGGAUUCAGAGUGCAGAGAGACUUGAUCAAUAAAGGGCCCAAAAAAAUACUUCAUAACAUUAAAAGAAAAAUAGAAAAAAAAGACCCCACUAGCUAAGAAAAGAAGAGUAGAAAAAGAACCGUGUGACUGAACAAUCAAAAGAAUCCUUCCGGAUCAUUCUACACCUUGUGUAAAUGAUCAUGUAUUUUAUACUCGCAAUUAUAUAGAAGUAUACUGGCAGAAAAUAUGGAAGAAUAAAAAAUAAUGCUUUUCUGGUUUUGUUUAUUUGGAAAUUCAGGUGCACUUCUGACUGAAUACUAUGGCUUUCUAAAAGUUAGAGAUUGUAGAGUGUAUUAAUAUGGUUGGAAGACAUUGCACAUGUUAAUACUGUAAUAAUAGAUUUCUGUAUUGUUUGUGUAAACAGUAUACAUAUUGUCUAAUUUAAGCAAUAAGGUCUGAAGGGGUGGGGUAUAUGGCCAAUAUACCAUGACUAAGGGCUGUUCUUAUGCACGAAGCAACACCAAGUGCCUGGAUACAGUUCCUUAGUCGUAGUAUACGGCCAAUACACCACAACCCCCCCCCCCCCCCCCCCCCCCCCCCAAGGUGCCUUAUUGCUAUUAUAAACUAUUUACCGACAUAAUUAUAGCAGUAAAACGUGUUUUGUCAAACCCGCGGUAUGCGGUCUGAUAUACCAUGGCUGUCAGCCAAUCAGAAUUCAUAGCUCGAAGCACCCAGUUUAUAAUGCACAGUGCUGUGAAAAAGUACUUGCCCCCUUUAUGAUUUUUUCUGUUUUUGCAUAUUUUUGAUACUGAAUGUUAUCAGAUCUUCAACCAAAACCUAAUAUUAGAUAAAGGGAACCUGAGUUUACAAAUAACAAAAAAAAGUCAUACUUAUUUUAUUUAUUUAGUUAACAAAGUUAUGCAACACCCAAUUCCCCAUUUCCCCCUUACACUGGUUAAUAACUGGUUGUGCCACCGUUUAGCUGCAAUGACUGCAACCAAAUACUUCCUGUAGUUGUUGAUCAGUCUCUCACAUCGCUGUGGAGGAAUUUAGGCCCAAUGUUAACUCAGCAACAUUUGUGGGUUUUCAUGCAUGAACUGCUUGUUUCAAGUCCUGCCACGACAUCUCAAUUGGGAUUAGGUCUGGACUUUGAGGUCAUUCCAAAACGUCAAAUGUAUUGCUUUUUAGCCAUGUUCAUGUAGACUUGUUUUGGAUCAUUGUCUUGCUGCAUGACCCAGCUGCGCUUCUGCUUCAACUGACAGACGGGUGGCCUGACGUUCUCCUGUAGAAUCAUGGUUCCUUCUAUUAAGGCAAGUCGUCCAGGUCCUGAGGCAGCAAAGCAUCCCCAAACCAUCACACUACCACCACCAUGCUUGAUCGUUGGUAUGAGGUUCUUACUGUUGAAUGCAGUGUUUGGUUUUCGCCAGACAUAAUAGGACCCAUCUCAUCCAAAAGGUUGACUCAAGUUUGUCAAAAAGCACCUGGAAGCACCUGGAUGAUCAUCAAGACUCUUUGAAGAAUGAUUUAUGGACAGAUGAGCCAAAAGAAUGAUUUUUUUGGAUGGCAUUGAACCCAUUAUGCCUGGUGAAAACCUAACACUGCAUUAUGCCGUAAGAACCUUUGUUCUUGGUGGAGGUGUGAUGGUUUGGGGAUGCUUUGCUGCCUCAGGACCUUGUCUACACUCAGCCUCUCGUCGUUAGCUAACAGGUUUGCAUGUGCUUUGGAUCCUAUCAUGAAGAUAAAUAAUUGUCACAUACAUCCUUGUCAGUUCUUUUUUUCCCAUAACAUUAUUACUACCAUUUCAAUUAACCAUGUUUUGUUUCAAGAUGAGGAUGUUGAUCUUGUACCCCUAACACCAAUAGUGGUAUGCUCAUAAAUUAAUAAAUGUAUUGCUAUACCUUCUUCCUGAGGUGUCAAUGUAUUCAUCUGCUAGGUUGAAGCAAGAACAAUACUGCAUUACAAAGUGCUAAAUUAGGGCCGUGGCUAUAAGGUGUUUUUUUGUGUAUAUUUUUUUUUUUUACACGUUAUGUACAUUAAUCUGUAAUGUAUUGGAAGGGUUUGUAUGUUUCUCAGAUCAUUUCUGUAUAAAGAAGUGCACUACAUAUGUAUGCUAUGUAUGGGACAUUUUUACAGAGGUGUUCGUCAACCUUUACCCAUUGCCCAGAUGUAAAUUUGUUCUGAGCUCUGACAGCAAAUUUGAUCAGCGCAUAUAGAGAAAUGUAUCAACUCAUAGAGAGUGCAACUAUCCUAUCAACAAAGUGAAAUUGAUUCGGGUUUAUAUAAAUAGAACUGAUAUCCCAGAAGGGUUGAGAAUAUUUCUUAUUUCGAUUUUAGGGAAAGGUUUUGGGAGUGGUAAACUGGGUUAUACCUAGACGUUACUAUGGGGGACUGCACUUUAGUAGUUUAUGCAGUGGGGGAUAUGAACGUAUUUAAUGUAUAUACUUCAGUGAUUACUGUUUCAGUGUCCUAAAAUAGCUUUUCAACAAUAAAUAUACACUAAUUCAA
This is a messenger RNA of Salvelinus fontinalis (brook trout), 9303 nucleotides long. RefSeq names its product DCC-interacting protein 13-alpha-like. Lineage: Eukaryota; Metazoa; Chordata; Actinopteri; Salmoniformes; Salmonidae. Gene Ontology annotation, molecular function: protein binding. Bases 4234 to 6243 code for a protein of 669 amino acids. Gene Ontology annotation, biological process: signaling. Gene Ontology annotation, cellular component: endosome membrane; cytoplasm. The transcript is spliced from 22 exons. The record is from RefSeq and is a predicted model, not a curated record.